Messenger RNA from Gymnodraco acuticeps, 2246 nucleotides. Its product is annotated as vesicle transport protein SEC20-like. Gene Ontology annotation, biological process: retrograde vesicle-mediated transport, Golgi to endoplasmic reticulum. Gene Ontology annotation, cellular component: SNARE complex; endoplasmic reticulum. The coding region runs from base 22 to 708 and encodes 228 amino acids. Gene Ontology annotation, molecular function: SNAP receptor activity. Lineage: Eukaryota; Metazoa; Chordata; Actinopteri; Perciformes; Bathydraconidae. The record is from RefSeq and is a predicted model, not a curated record. The transcript is spliced from 6 exons.
ACUGCAGUUGCAGUUGGCAACAUGGCGUCCUCAGAUGUCCACGUCCGAAUUUGUGAACAAGAAAUACUCAAAUAUGACCUGGAAAUCAAAGCUCUCAUCCAGGACCUCAAUGAGUGCAAAGGCCCUGAAAGUAAGCUGACAGAACUGAACGCAGACGUGAAAAAGAGUUUCCACAAUGUCAGGUUGCGGAUUCAGGAUUUUGAGCAGAUGGCCAUGGAGCAGGACAAAGAGUCGGAGAAGCAGGCUUUGAUCAGUCAGGUGGAGGGACACAGAAAACAGAUGCUGAGUAACCAGACAGGUUGGAGGAAAGCCAACUUGGCCAGCAAACUGUCUAUAGACAAAAUGGAGAAGCAGGCGCUUCUUUAUGGAGCAGAUAGUGCUGUGAGGGAGAGGAAGAUGACCAAAGAAGGCUUGGCCCAGACAACCAGCGACAUCACAGAGAAUCUCAUGAGCAUCAGCCGGAUGAUGGCACAGCAGGUCCAGCAGAGCGAGGAGACCAUGACCUCGCUGGCGACCUCCUCCAGGACAGUGGCAGAGACCAACGGUGAGUUCAGGACCAUGACGGGGACCAUCCAGCUCGGGAGGAAGCUCAUCACCAAGUACAACCGCAGAGAGCUCACAGACAAGCUGCUCAUCUUCCUGGCGCUCGCCCUCUUCCUCGCCACCAUUCUCUACAUCCUUAAGAAGAGACUGUUCCCCUUUCUGUAGACCAGGUACCUUUUUUUUCAGAGGAGCUCUUCCAUUACUACAUACAGCACUUUCCACGGUCAGCGCAAAUGAUUUAAACAACCCUGACUGCUGCGUGUCGUGUUACACACACAUUACACACGAGUGUCUGCUCCGAGGAAUGUGCCCCGCUCAUUCUGCUGAAGCGGGCGCUGCUGAGGGGGAAUCCUGUGCUCAAAGAGCGAAGAGAAACCCACACACCUAUGGUUCCAUGAUGUGUUUUCAUUAUUUAUUGGUCCGAAUUGUGUCUUUGGUCAGUGUGACAGUAAUGCUGUGCAUUGCUUUUAAAUGAAAUAAGUUGAGAGAGAAGAUGCACAAACCAUAAUAAUCUUUUCCUUUGUACAUUCCUAUGGACAAUAUCCAUUUCGUUUUUUUUCCAUAUGUAUAAGUAUAUUGCAUAUCAAAGAUGUACAGUUUAUCCGUAUUUAUAUGCCUAUAUUUGUAUGUACACACCCAGACUCUUAAUGUACAGAAAGUCAUUCUCAGACCCCUAAGAUACUCUUUCGGUUUGCCUCCUUUGUUUCUGUGGCUAAAGGUAAAAUGCUGACGGUGGUAAUGACAAACAAUGGUUCCAUAGAGGUUUAAAAAAAAGGCUGAGGAAAAUAAUGUAAACCCUGGUAAUAUCUAAUAAUCACAAAAAAGUUCCACCAUUCAUUUCAGUUCAACAAGCUUUGAUUGGCAUACAUGUCAUUUAAGAGUGUUUAUAGUAGUGUGCAAUACUUUCAAAUACUAUAAAUCUAUAGUAGCAUUACAUAUCACAAUGUCAAGGAUUUAUAUUGUCUGGUAUUGAAUAUAAGUAUGAACAAAAAAGUGGCACAUUCACAUAUCCUCGCUGAUGUUUCAAUCAAACUUGUUUAGAUUAUUCAGAUACUUUGCAAAUGAUGGCAACAUUCACUGUUAUUGUUAUUUAUUAGGAUGUACUGUAUACUUAAGUGAGUUUUAAUUUAUUACAGCACAACAAUGACUGAGUUCUAUAUUUAGUUAGUGUAGUGUUGAAAUGGCUUUUAGCUUCGCUGUCCAUCCGUUUGCUAAUCAGAAUGGCGCUUGCACUUGUAUAAAUGCUCUUCGAAUUGUCUAUAUGCUUUCUUCACAUAGCGUGAAAACAAAAAAUAAUAUAUCAUUUUUAAAGAGUGUGCACCCUCCCCUCCAUCUCCGCCCGGUUGAGCCCCGCUCUGCUCUGCAGCGCAGCAGAACGGCUCAGGCCGUGGCAGUGAUCACCCUGGCAGAGAUAGAGCAGCAUGCAUCCCUGCCUUUCUUCAGAUAAGACCCGGAAAAGCAGAUUAUUCCGACCCGUUUCCCUUUCCAGUGUGGGUGGAGGGUGAGGGGGGAUAUUUUUAGCUUUGUGUGGUGCUGUUAUCUGACUUUGCCUUUUCAACACCUCGGAGGAGAAGGUGGCCAGAGGAGCUACAUGACCUUGCUACCCUGUCUGCUGUCGCCUGGCAUUGCCUUUUCUGUUUAAUAUAUGUCAAUGUGGUCAGUGUUAAUCAUCAAUAAAUAAAAAGUGUUCUGACUUGAUGUUU